AACUAAUAUCUCAAAAUAAAUUAGUCAGUUUCAAUGGCUAACCCAAUGAUUAAUUCAAUCCUGUUCUUCUUCCUUUUCACCUUUACCGCCAUGUUUGCUUCAACUACUUCCGUUGAUGUAAGAGGCGCUUACUGGCCUUCAUGGUUACGAAACACACUUCCACCAUCAGCUAUACCCUCUAAUUACAGUCAUGUAUUCUACGCUUUCGUCGGAAUCAGUUCAUCAAAUUACCAGCUAGUUGUAAAACCAGAAGACGAUCAAUGGAUGACAACUUUUACUACAUCUCUUCUUUCGAAAACUCCUCGUGUAGUAACUCUGUUAUCCAUUGGAGGAGGAAGUUCAGACACAAGUGUUUUCACUGCUAUGGCUAGUAGUGCUUCUAGCCGUGCAAAUUUUAUCAAUUCCACUAUUCAAGUGGCUCGUAAAUAUGGUUUCGAUGGACUCGACCUUGACUGGGAAUACCCGUUAACUCAAGCAGCCAUGGUCAAUCUAGGAACUCUCCUCACAGAAUGGCGUAAAGCUGUUAACGAUGAGACUGGUCGAACGGGGAAACCAAGGCUUCUUCUAACGGCAGCUGUUUACUUCACGCCAAGCGCUUAUAUCCUGUCAAGCGAGCUUACAACGUACCCGGCGCAAGCAGUACGUGACUCCCUCGAUUUUGUCAACCUAAUGUGUUACGAUUAUCGUGGAGAUUGGGAUACAUCCAAGACUGGUGCACAUGCUUUGCUUUACGACCCUUCAAGUCAAAUUAGUACUAGUGCCGGAAUUCAGGCAUGGAUACAGGCCGGCUUGCCGGCAAACAAAUUAGUUAUGGGAUUACCAAUGUACGGGAAAACAUGGAAGUUGAAGGAUCCGAAUGUGAAUGGAAUUGGUGCAGCUGCAGUCGGGGUUGGUCCCGGAGCAGGGAUUCUAAUUUAUUCAGAUGUCGUGAAUUUUAAUGGAGUUAGUGGGACUCGAGUGGUUUAUGAUACGCAGACAGUAUCUAUGUAUUCCUACCGCGGAACCGAUUGGGUUGGAUAUGACAAUCCUACAACUAUUGAUGUCAAGGUUAAAUAUGCUCGAGAUAAUAGCAUGGGUGGGUAUUUCUUCUGGGCAAUUGGCCAAGACAAGAAUUUGGAACUCACAAAUCAAGCUUUAAGGUCAUGGCAGAGGUAGACAUACACCACAGGCCAUACAACAUCGUCCUUGCGCUUGCACAUUUACUUGAAACGCCCUAUAUAUAUCUGUAUGUAAACUCACAACUGAAUAAAAUGCAUGUGUCGGCAGAAAAUAAGGAAGGUAUCUUGAUUUAUCUGAUUCAAAUGGGUGAAUCAGGGGCAU
Papaver somniferum (opium poppy) is the source of this 1320-nucleotide messenger RNA. Its product is annotated as class V chitinase-like. Gene Ontology annotation, cellular component: extracellular region. Lineage: Eukaryota; Viridiplantae; Streptophyta; Magnoliopsida; Ranunculales; Papaveraceae. Bases 34 to 1155 code for a protein of 373 amino acids. The transcript has 2 exons. Gene Ontology annotation, biological process: carbohydrate metabolic process; chitin catabolic process. Gene Ontology annotation, molecular function: chitinase activity; chitin binding. The record is from RefSeq and is a predicted model, not a curated record.